Messenger RNA from Monodelphis domestica (gray short-tailed opossum), 1749 nucleotides. RefSeq names its product X-box binding protein 1 (gene XBP1). Lineage: Eukaryota; Metazoa; Chordata; Mammalia; Didelphimorphia; Didelphidae. Gene Ontology annotation, biological process: regulation of DNA-templated transcription. Gene Ontology annotation, cellular component: nucleus. Gene Ontology annotation, molecular function: RNA polymerase II transcription regulatory region sequence-specific DNA binding; DNA-binding transcription factor activity, RNA polymerase II-specific. The record is from RefSeq and is a predicted model, not a curated record.
GGGAGGGCGGGCGCGGCUGGCCCGUCAGUCGGAGCGGCGUCGGCGGCGGUGACGGGGCCGGGACGGGGCAGGUCCGGACCGAAUCCACGCGGGAGGUGUCCUCCCGCCCCUGAGGCACAGAGUGUCCGGACCGCCGCGCCGCGUUCCUUUCCCCGCUCUGUCCGCACCGCCAUGGUGGUGGUGGCCCCGACCCCGGCCUCGGCCGCGCCUAAGGUGCUGCUCCUGUCCUCCGGGAAGCCCCCCGCGCCUGGCGCCGCCCCCACCCUGCCCCUCAUGCUGCCCCCGAGCCCGGAGGCGACGAGCGGGGCGCCCGGCCCGGGCCCCGGCCAGAGCCCGGCCCGCAAGCGGCAGCGCCUCACGCACCUGAGCCCGGAGGAGAAGGCGCUGCGCAGGAAGCUGAAGAACAGAGUAGCAGCACAGACAGCUCGAGACAGAAAAAAAGCCCGAAUGAGUGAACUGGAGCAACAAGUGGUAGACUUGGAAGAAGAGAAUCAAAAACUUUUGAUUGAAAAUCAGCUUUUGCGUGAGAGAACUCAUGGGCUUGUGAUUGAGAAUCAAGAGUUAAGACAGCGCUUGGGGAUGGAUGCCCUCAUGCCUGAAGAGGAGGAAACGGAGUCCAAGGUGAACGACGUCCGCGCGGUGGCCGGGUCUGCUGAGCGCAGCACUCAGACUAUGUGCGCCUCUGCAGCAGGUGCAGGCCCAGCUGUCACCCUUCCCGAACACGUCCCUGUGGAUUCUGACGGCCUUGACUCUUCAGACUCUGAGUCUGAUAUCCUGUUGGGCAUUCUGGACAACCUGGACCCAGACAUGUUCUUCAGAUACGUCACGGCAGAGGGCGGCCUGGAGGAGCCUCGAGAGGUGGGAGCUGCCCAAGAGCCCAGCUCCGUACCAGCCUCCCCCUCUCCUCUGGUGGGGCCCCCAUCAGCCAAGCUGGAAGCCAUUAAUGAACUGAUCCGUUUCGACCACGUGUACACCAAGCCGCUCGUCCUGGAGCUUCCCUCGGAAGCAGAUGGUCCAGGCGGCAGCGUGGUAGUGAAAAUUGAGGAAGUCCCUCUGAGCCCCAGUCUGAAGCCGGAGCCCCCGGAGCCGCUCACCGUGGCUGUGAAAGAAGAACUGCUCGACGAAGAUCUGAUCCCGGAGCUGGGAAUGGAAAACCUGCUCUGCUCCAGCCACGGCCUCAAGGCCUCCCCCUACCUGCUGGAUGCUUGCAGUGACUCUGGCUACGAGGGUUCUCCUUCCCCUUUCAACGAGCUGUCCUCCCCGCUGGGCGCGGGCCCCUCCUGGGAGGACACCUUUGCCAACGAACUCUUCCCUCAGUUGAUCAGCGUCUGAAAUAGUCUUGCGUCCUCCUGCCCGAUCAUCGUAGCACCCCUGCAGUCUAGAGGGCCGCGGCCCGGGAGUGGUGGUGGAGGUGGCCGCGCUCCGUAGAGCGCCUCCAGUAGUCCUUAGCAGCUAGCUCCUGUAGUCCGAGCCCCGAACGGGAUCCCCGGCUUCUCUCCCCUUCCCACUUGGCUCCGUGUCGCCCCUUUGGGGGGAGUCCUCUAGUUUGCUCGUAUAAGCUAACGGCUGGGGGGCGUUUGUCCAGUAUGUCCAGUUGGAGAACGUGAACAUAGGAGGAAUCUUGUAAAGUUACCGAGAUUGACUGUAAGUGCUUGCAAGGUGAACUCUUUCACGGGAGCUUGGCUUCAGGGAGGCACUUUCUCCAUUUUAUUAUUUAAACUACCCGUGCAAUUAAAAACGUGCAAUGCA